CAUAAAGUCAAAAAAUAUUGUGAAGAAACAGGAAUAAAUGACUACAUUCAUCAUUACUAUGAUAUUGUUCCAUUUCCACUUUUUCGCAUGUCCGGAUUAGCGGUAAAACAAGUAUUUUUGAGAAAUUUUUAUAAAAGUGUUUCAAUAUCUGAGAGAUUAUUUUGUUACAAUUUAAUGGGAGGAAUCGCAAAUUCAACUGUACAACAAAAUUUAAAUCAAACACCAAUGGAACCUUUCGUGAAAACAUAUUACAAUCCUAGUAAUAAUUAUGAAGUUCCAUUAACAUUUCAAUCAGAAAAUUUAACAUGUGAAAGUAAUAUGCAAACAAUUGUUCUUGACACAAACACAAAUGUUGAAACUCCAAUGGUUUUGAAGGACAAGUAUAUGAUUGAUAAACAGAGAUAUAAAGCAAUGAGACAAUGGAAACGUUUUAAAAAAGACAAACUAGAUUCUAAUUCUGAAGAAUGUUUUAUUUUGAGAGUAUUAUCCUUCAAUAUUUUGGCACAGUAUCUACUGGAAACAUAUCCAUUUCUAUACAAGGAACAUGACCCACAGGCACUGUCUUGGCAAAUUAGAAGACAGCUUCUAUUACAAGAAAUUUUAGCAGCACAAGCUAAUGUAAUUUGUCUUCAAGAAAUGCAAGAAGAACAUUUGCAAGAAUUUUUGAUUCCAUUCAUGGAAUUGGGUUUUAAUUACUUGUACAAAAAACGAACACAUGAUAAGAAAGAUGGAUUGUUGUUUCUAUACCGUUCUGAUCAGCUUAUUUUAAUGGACUAUACAAAAGUUGAGCUUUAUCAGUCGGGUAUAAAAUUACUGAAUAGAGAUAAUGUUGGAAUUAUUGCAAAACUGGCAAUUAAAAAGAAUCCUGAAAUACAAUUAGUGAUUGCUACAACUCAUCUACUAUAUAAUCCAAGACGAAAUGAUGUAAGACUGGGACAAACACAACUUCUUUUAGCAGAAAUUGAAAGGAUUGCUUUUUUGGGGAAUACAAUGGCAGGUGCCAAAUACCUUCCAAUUAUACUAACAGGUGACUUCAAUUUGGAACCCAAUUCUGGAGUAUAUAAAUUUCUUGUGGAAGGAAUGUUUGAAUACCAAGGAAAGGGAAAAAAUCUUAAACCCACGGAAUAUUGUCGAUCUUUAUCGAAUUAUCUUAUUCCUCCUUGGCUUUGCAUUACCGACAACUGUCAACAUUAUAAUAUUUUAAAACAUAGAUUACGUGGAGAAGGAACAGACAAAGUGAUGUUAGAAAAUAGCGAAUAUAAUAAUGUAGAUGGUAAUACUGCAGCAAAUAAUUCAUCAUAUUGUGAAGUGAACUCAGAUACAACUGAUGUUCAGGCGAUAGAUAUUCUGCAAGAUUAUCGUGUAUAUUUCAGUUCUGGCACCUUAACUCAUCCUUUCCAAUUUAAUAGCGUAUACAAACAUCACAAUUGUCAUGGAGAACAAGAAGCCACGACACAUCAGGAUGAAUGGAUUACUGUUGAUUAUAUUUUUUAUAGUGGAAUGGAACUUCUUGAAUCAUAUAAUUUACCCAUAGCUUCAAAAUGUAACUCUUUACCUAAGAUACCCAAUUUUGCAGUUGGAAGUGAUCACUUUUGUUUAGGAGCCACUUUUAAACUAUAUAAAAGUAAACUUUAG
This is a messenger RNA of Eufriesea mexicana, 1635 nucleotides long. It is a transcript of the gene angel, whose product is annotated as protein angel. Gene Ontology annotation, molecular function: 3'-5'-RNA exonuclease activity. Lineage: Eukaryota; Metazoa; Arthropoda; Insecta; Hymenoptera; Apidae. The record is from RefSeq and is a predicted model, not a curated record. Bases 88 to 1635 code for a protein of 515 amino acids. The transcript has 6 exons.